This is a messenger RNA of Zea mays, 1601 nucleotides long. RefSeq lists its product as uncharacterized. The transcript is spliced from 6 exons. Gene Ontology annotation, molecular function: phosphatidylinositol transfer activity. Bases 350 to 1243 code for a protein of 297 amino acids. The record is from RefSeq and is a predicted model, not a curated record. NCBI's taxonomy places the organism in Eukaryota, Viridiplantae, Streptophyta, Magnoliopsida, Poales, Poaceae.
AAAGUCCUAAACAACGCUCACACUUGGCGAAGCAAACAGAUCGAGAUUCGAGAGAAAUGGCGAUGGCGACGCCAGCUGCCAAACAAUCACUUCUCACCGUCCAACCGUGCACAAUGAAUUGAAGCGCCACGCGGUUCCAAUAUUCUAUUGCCACGGGCAGGUGCGUCGCGUCGAUUCCUGGUCUUCGAGAGGAGCGGAGGAGGAGGGCGGCGAGUGCGGAGGAGAGGCGAGUUCAGCUGUAGCGUUUCGCUUCUUGCCCGUGGCGGCGGCGGUGCCACCUCGAACGCUGCUCCCUGUUCUGGGGCUUACUGCGGAUCCUGAUCUGAGCAUCAUUCAGAGAGGAAGAAAUAUGUUUAGGAGAAAGCAUGGCGCUGAUGUCAACUCAGAUGAUGCUGAGCAAAGAGAAGCAAAGAUUAGUGAACUGAAAGCUGCUCUUGGGACUUUGUCUGCCCGUGGCGAGAAGUACUGCAGUGAAGCAUGCUUGAGAAGAUAUCUGGAAGCCCGUAACUGGAAUGUUGCUAAGUCGAGAAAAAUGCUGGAAGAAAGUCUCAAGUGGAGGGCAGCUUACAAGCCAGAGGAUAUUCGUUGGCCUGAUGUUUCUGUCGAAGCGGAAACAGGUAAAAUGUACAGGGCAAGUUUCCGAGACAGGGAGGGCAGAACUGUUGUUGUCAUGAAACCUACAAAACAAAAUACUUCAUCCCAUGAAGGGCAGAUACGGUUCCUAGUAUAUACUUUGGAGAAUGCAAUCUUCAGCCUGCCUGAAGGCCAAGAAAAAAUGGUAUGGCUGAUUGAUUUCACAGGAUGGACAGUGUCCCAUGCUUCGCCAAUAAAGACUUGUAGAGAAACUGCAAAUAUACUGCAAAAUCAUUUUCCUGAAAGGCUGGCCAUUGGAUUUCUAUUUAACCCCCCCAAAGUAUUUGAAGCUUUUUAUAAGGUCAUCAAGAUUUUCCUCGAUCCAAAAUCGGUCGAGAAGGUGAACUUCGUGUACCAGAAGGAUGAGGAGAGCAUGAAGGUCAUGUACAAAUACAUCGAUCCGGAAGUCCUUCCUGUAGAGUUUGGGGGGAAGAGCAAUGUGGUGUACAACCACGAGGAGUACUCCGAGUUAAUGAUACAAGAUGACAUCAAAACAGCAAGCUUUUGGGCAGUUGAUGCGAAAACUAACCAUGCUAACCCUGCCAUCAAUGGGACCUUGGUUCCUGAGGUUGCGCCACAGUCGUCGUCGCUGGCUGCUAAAGCUAGUUGAAGAGUAUCUGCAUUCUCUGAGAAAAUUGAGAAGCCGAAGACUAAUGGAACCUUGAGAGAAACAUAUGAAAUAAGAAACAUGGUAUACUCGUUCAUCCUCAAGAGUUGUUUCAGUACUGGAAGUUUAUUCAGCACACAAUAAGCUACUAGAGAAUGUCACCAUGUGUGAUUUGAUGCCCAAAAGAGAUGGUUUACAAGGUACAGCCAAGUUUUUGUACUUGAAUUAAUUACUAUAUGUCAGUGAUUAUCACAUGGAUAAGUAACUAGCACAAGCUUAACCGUUUACUUUUCUCUUAUUCCUUUUACGAUAUACUUUGUCUUCUCGCUAAUCAAUCGAGUGUUUCUUUCGAUGAUUUAAA